Trematomus bernacchii (emerald rockcod) is the source of this 3218-nucleotide messenger RNA. It is a transcript of the gene pex3, whose product is annotated as peroxisomal biogenesis factor 3. Gene Ontology annotation, cellular component: peroxisomal membrane. The coding region runs from base 135 to 1220 and encodes 361 amino acids. Lineage: Eukaryota; Metazoa; Chordata; Actinopteri; Perciformes; Nototheniidae. The record is from RefSeq and is a predicted model, not a curated record. Gene Ontology annotation, biological process: protein import into peroxisome membrane. The transcript is spliced from 12 exons. Gene Ontology annotation, molecular function: protein-macromolecule adaptor activity.
UUGGCUCUUUUGACAGUUAGCAUGUUAGCUAGAAGUUGCUAACUAGCCUCUAAGUCCUCAGAUACAAUGUCAGUAAACUAAUCAGCACAAAUAGUUUGUGGAGUUGAAGUUUCUGAACAUCUCACAGCCUGAGGAUGUUUUCAUCUGUCUGGAACUUUGUGAAACGCCACAAAAGGAAGUUUAUUUUCACCGGAGCUUUAUUUGGAGGAGUGUACUUCCUGGGUAAAUAUGCCCAGAAGAAGCUCAGUGACAUGCAGGAGAAGGAGGCGUCAGAUUACAUCUCUCAGGCCAGAAGACAGUUUCACUUUGAGAGCAACCAGAGGACAUGCAACAUGACCGUGCUGUCCAUGCUCCCUCCUCUGAAAGAAGCCAUCACCAAUCAGCUGAAUUCAGAAAGCCUCACUGCACUACUCAAGGAAAAACCAGCCAAUAAGCUGGAGAUCUGGGAAGAUUUAAAGAUCCUCAGUUUCACGCGCACCAUAGUGGGGGUUUACAGCACCUGCAUGCUGGUGGUUCUGCUCCGAGUGCAGCUGAACAUCAUCGGAGGAUAUCUGUACCUCGACAACUCUGUGGGCAAGAGCUCCCCGAGUCCUAUGGCUCCUCCUGAAGUCCAGCAGCAGUACCUGUCCAGCAUCCAUCAUCUACUGGGAGACGGUUUGACAGAGUUGAUAACGGUAGUGAAGAAAGCGGUGCAGAACGCUCUGGAAAGCGUUCCUCUGAAGCAGAGCCUCUCCCUGAUGGAGGUGGAGCAGCAGCUCAGCUGGAUCAGAGCCGAGAUCGAGGCCGGCGAGCGCAACAUGUCCUGGUUCCUGCUCGCUGACGACCAGAACGCCCUCGCUGACCAGGCCUGCGGGCUGACAGAAAACGACGUGGUGACGAUCAGACUGUUGAACGAGACGAGGGACAUGUUCGACAGUCCAGACUUCAGCACCGUCCUGAACUCCAGUUUUAAUCGCGGUUUCUCUCGACUUCUGGAUAACCUCGCCGAGUUCUUCCGUCCGCCGCCCGGUGACUCCGCCCCCUUCGCUGCUUCUGAUAGUCUGUCUGCAGUCAGUCUGCCGCUGGCUAAGAUCAUCCCCAUCAUCAACGGGCAGAUAAACUCCAUCUGCAGUGAGACUCCCAGCCACUUUGUUCAGGACCUGCUGAUGAACGACCAGGUGAAGGAGUUUGCAGCCAACGUCUACGAGACUUUCAGCGCGCCUCAGGAUCUGCAGAAAUAAAACCCAAGCAUUAGGAAAUCAACACGAAGAAAGGAGGGAUGAAAACAGAAAUGAAUGCUGUGGACUGUUCCUCCCUCUCUCCUCCUCUCUGUGACUGACUGCACGACAGAAAUGUCCAAAACAAAGCCUCAGAUCGACAAGAUAUUGAACUCAAGGAGGAUCAAAAGACUUGCAACAGGUUUUUUCUCACCUGUGAUUAACCCUAGGAGUGAUGCAUCAUGGGAAUUGGAGUCCAACUUAACCUGGUAAUGUGGUUGUAUGUACUCUAAGAGGUAAGAAACACUCACAGAGAGAGACUGACAUAAUGUGGUGAAGAAUUGGUCGCCACUAUUUCCAACAAGAUGAAACUUAAACAUGAGUUUAUUUGAACACAGAUUUUAGGAUGAUUUUCUAUCAGCAGUGGUGAGCGUUUCAUGUUUGUUUUCAUUACCAGCUGUUCAGUCUGCACUCGGCUGUGGUUCCAUACUCAAUUAUAACUUUAUCCAGGUGUUUGGGGAUAAGUUAUAUCAAAUAUGUUUUUUUGGUGGUAAUAUUCACCGUUUUCUUAAUUUGACCCUUUUUAUUGUCACAGUUUGGGAAAGUCUGCAGCAGCUUUUGGUAAUUUGAGAUAUUAUUUUACAUUUUAAACCAUGAUUAUGUUGUUUUAACACAGCCAGAUGCGUGGAUUUAUUCCAAAUUAAAUGUGUAAUGAAAACCUAACUUAGCAGAGGUGGGCUUUUAAUGAUCCACGUAUUAUUUUUCAUGAAAAGCCAUUAACAAACUAAUGUGUAGUCGCUGUUUAAAAGCAUCCACAUUAAAAGCAAUACACUUCUUUUGGUGCAUUCAAUAAAAUAGGACAUGCAGACAUAACAUUGUUCCAAAAACACUGAUCUCUGCUCAGAUUUCACGAUCAAUCUGUGUUUUUUGCGAGAAUUCAACCCAUUAAAAGUCAAAAAACGUUUUAGAUGCAGUUCCCUUUUCACCCAGAAGGGGUCGCUCUACUCCAGCACUUGUGAAAAAAAUCUGUCUGCAUUUCCCUCAUGUGUCUUUAUGUUAAGAACUUUAUUUCGGAAAGGUUUCUCCUGUUCUAAGUUUAAAUCAAAUGGUUUGUAUAGCCACAUUGGUUUUCUAUUUUUCUCACAAAUAUUCCUUUAAAAUGAAAUCCUCGUUAACAAACCUGCUUCGACCAAUCAUAUAGGGGUAGAAAAGUGAGAGGUGGAGACACACAGGACUUCUUACACUACUUAAACGUUCUUGCUUUCUUUACUUCAACAUAAAUGCAUUCACAGAUUUGAGCAAAUUUGCAACAAGGACUAGUGCAAUAACUAAAUCACAUUAGAUAAGAUAUGUGAAAAACUGUAGUAGUGUUGCAGAGAGGUCCUGGACUUAAUGAAAAACGCUUUUUUUUUAAAUACAGAUGCUCGUAAAAAAAAUCACACAAAGAUAAUUUUUAUUGAUGUUUCAAAAAUGAUAAUACCGUAAAAGAAUAUUAGACACAAUAAUCGUUAUUUCUUCCUCAUUGUGCAGCCCUGCUUUGUCGCAUUGACUUUAUUUCGCCUGUUUUCAAUUAAUGGAUGUUUUUGUUUGUGUAGUGGAUGCUUCUCUUUCACCACAACUGACAACGUAUGAGUCCACCAUAUUUUCCCAUGUCAUGUCGAAGCGAGAUCUGUUUGUGUCGCGAUGGAAAUGAAGCUCCUAAAAAACACAAACCCUGACUGUUCCUCCAGCUAUGAUAAAGGAGCAAAGUGAAAUAUCUGCCAGAAACCAGUCUGUGGGAAAACCAACGACCUUCAGUCUUUAUCAGAUCUCUCAGUUUCCCUCUGAGGAGACGAGAAAAACAUCCGGUGACUUAUUUUGACAAUUCCUGGAUUACAUAAGUGAGGAGAGAAUGUACAUUUCUGUAAAUGUAAUUAAAAACGUUAUGCCUUUUGCAGCAUAAAUAUCCUGAAUGACAGAAAAAUGUAUGUUUGUAGAAAUGUAUUGAAGAGAUAAUAAAAGUCAAAUGUGAUUUAAUAUAAA